Molecule: messenger RNA, 1236 nt
Organism: Solanum stenotomum
Lineage: Eukaryota; Viridiplantae; Streptophyta; Magnoliopsida; Solanales; Solanaceae
Product: putative late blight resistance protein homolog R1B-12
Exons: 3
Biological process (GO): defense response to other organism
Molecular function (GO): ADP binding
Source: RefSeq, a predicted model, not a curated record
AUGGAGGUGAUUGGAACUUGUGGAAAAGGAACUUCUGGAGAGACUUCAAACAAAUGUAGUAUUACAUCAAUUUAUGAUGAAGAAGUUGUGGGCUUUGAGAAACAUGCAGAAAUAAUAAUGAAGAAAUUGAUACGAGGAACAAAGGAGCGGGAUGUUAUCACCAUCUAUGGGAUGCCCGGUCUCGGUAAAACAACUUUGGCAAGAAAGGUAUACAACAGUCCCUAUAUUGUUAAUUACUUUGAUGUUAAAGCAUGGUGUGCUGUGUCACAAGCAUAUAAUAGGAGGACAGUAUUGGUUGAGAUUUACAAACAAGCUACUAAUGAUAAGAUCAAAAUCAAAGAGGACGAUGUUGUGGCUGACAUGUUGCGCAAGGUUCUAAUAGGCAAGGGAUACCUCAUCGUAUUAGAUGACAUUUGGGAUGUCAAGGCAUGGGAAGAUUUGGGAAUAUGUUUCCCUCAAGGUGAAUGUGGAAGCAGAGUAAUGGUUACAACACGAAUUGAAAAAGUGACUAAGCAUCUUCAGCACCACAGUGAUCCCUAUUCUCUUAGCUUUCUAACAUCCAAAGAGAGUUGGGAAUUAUUGGAGAAGAAGGUAUUUCGAGGAGAGAGUUGUCCCCCGGAUCUACUGGAAGCAGGGUUACAAGUUGCCCUACACUGUAAGGGAUUGCCUCUUGUGGUUGUCUUGAUUGCUGGAAUUAUAGCAAAAACAGAAAUGGAGGCGUCCUUGUGGCGCGAGGUUGCAAAUGACUUAAGUUCCCUUGCUUUAGGAGAGCAGAGUAUGAAGGUGAUACAAUCAAGUUAUGACCAUUUAGAAGACCACUUAAAGCCUUGCCUUCUUUACAUGGCAUUGUUUCCAGAAGACCAUAAGAUCCCAGUGGAACAUCUGCUGAAGUUGUGGAUGGCUGAAGAGUUUGUAUUGAAUGCCGGAACAGAGAACAUGGAGAAAGCAUGUCGAGUCUGCAUGACUGAUUUGCUUAACAGAAGCCUAAUAAUGGUCUCCGGAAUGAGAUUUUAUCGUGAUGUAGAAUACUGCUCACUUCAUGAUGUAGUGCGUGAGUUCUGCUUGAGAAAACUCACAGAAGACAAGUAUAUGCAGCUUGCAGUGCCAUUCAAUCCGUAUCAACAUUUGCAUUCCAUGGAAUCACGGUUGUGCAUUUAUAUUCAUGAUGAUCUUGUUAAACAAUUAGAUCAUUCCAACUACCAGCUGGAUAAGAUUCCAAUGCUCGAUUUCAAGGAA